Messenger RNA from Pan troglodytes (chimpanzee), 6365 nucleotides. It is a transcript of the gene KRT40, whose product is annotated as keratin 40. Gene Ontology annotation, molecular function: structural molecule activity. Gene Ontology annotation, cellular component: cytoskeleton. The record is from RefSeq and is a predicted model, not a curated record. Bases 54 to 1349 code for a protein of 431 amino acids. Gene Ontology annotation, biological process: intermediate filament organization; epithelial cell differentiation. The transcript has 7 exons. NCBI's taxonomy places the organism in Eukaryota, Metazoa, Chordata, Mammalia, Primates, Hominidae.
GAGUCAAGGCAACUGAAGUUUUGCAGCCAGUCUCUGUCUUUGCUUCUGGAAGGAUGACUUCUGACUGCUCCUCCACACACUGCUCUCCUGAGUCCUGUGGCACGGCUUCCGGUUGUGCACCUGCCUCAAGCUGUUCCGUGGAAACAGCUUGUCUCCCCGGUGCCUGUGCUACAUCCCGAUGUCAGACUCCAAGCUUCCUAUCCAGGUCUCGCGGGCUGACUGGUUGCCUCCUGCCAUGCUACUUUACGGGGAGUCGUAAUAGUCCCUGCUUGUUGGGGAACUGUGCCUGGUGUGAGGAUGGGGUGUUCACCAGCAAUGAGAAGGAGACGAUGCAGUUCCUGAAUGACAGACUCGCCAACUAUCUGGAGAAGGUGCGCAGCCUGGAGGAGACCAACGCAGAGCUGGAAUCCAGGAUCCAAGAACAAUGUGAACAGGAUAUCCCAAUGGUGUGCCCGGAUUAUCAGCGUUACUUCAACAUCGUUGAAGAUCUCCAACAAAAGAUCUUAUGCACGAAAGCAGAGAAUUCUAGACUUGCUGUACAGCUUGACAACUGCAAACUGGCCACUGAUGACUUUAAGUCAAAGUACGAGAGUGAACUGUCCCUUCGCCAGCUGUUAGAGGCUGACAUCAGCAGCCUGCAUGGGAUCCUGGAGGAACUGACCCUGUGCAAAUCUAAUCUGGAGGCCCAUGUGGAGUCUCUGAAGGAAGAUCUCCUUUGCCUUAAGAAAAACCAUGAAGAGGAAGUCAACUUGCUUCAUGAACAGCUUGGCGACCGCCUCAGUGUGGAGCUGGACACUGCCCCCACCCUUGACCUCAACAGGGUCCUGGAUGAGAUGCGCUGUCAGUAUGAAACGGUGCUUGCCAACAAUCGCAGAGAAGCUGAAGAAUGGUUGGCUGUUCAGACAGAAGAGCUGAAUCAGCAGCAACUGUCCAGCGCGGAGCAGCUGCAGGGCUGCCAGACGGAGAUCUUGGAACUGAAACGCACAGCCAGUGCUCUGGAAAUUGAGCUCCAAGCACAGCAAAGCCUGACAGAAUCUCUGGAAUGCACCGUGGCAGAAACCGAGGCCCAGUACAGCUCCCAGCUGGCCCAGAUUCAGUGCCUGAUCGAUAACCUGGAGAACCAGCUGGCCGAGAUCCGCUGCGACCUGGAGCGACAGAACCAGGAGUACCAGGUGCUCCUGGACGUGAAGGCCCGGCUGGAGGGUGAGAUCAACACGUACCGGGGCCUGCUGGACAGCGAGGACAGCAGGCUUUCCUGUAGCCCAUGUUCGACCACAUGCACCUCGAGCAACACUUGUGAGCCAUGCUCAGCCUAUGUCAUCUGCACUGUUGAAAACUGCUGUUUGUGAAUGUUAAGGACAGCAGGUAGAGGAAUCAAAGCCAGCAGCAUCCUAGAAAGGAGAUGGGGCUUCAACCAGGGACAUCCAAACCGGAAGCACAAAUCCAGGAGGCUCUCAUAUCCUGGAAUUGCCCUCCAGGUAUCCUCAGUCUUUCUGCUUUACUAUUUCCUCUCCUUCCAGCUUAUUUGUGGUAUACUGGAAGCCCAUAAAGCAUUCUUGCUCAUCUCCAAAUAAAACGUGUUUUAUUCCUUUAGCAUGGUAAAUAUAGCUCUAUGGCUGAUUACUGUUGAUAGAAUAUUCAUUUUAUGGCAAGGAAAUCAUCUAAACCCAUAACCAUAGUUUCAAUGUACAUAAACCCAGGCUGAAAAUAUUUUUUAACUCCUCAAAUACAAAUAAAUUAAUGAACCCAUGAGAAAUGUCAUAUAUCUUAGAAAAUAGUUGUGUGUAUAUUUCUGAGGAAAAAUAUUAGGAAUAAAAUACGAUAAAAUGUAUUUUUUGAUUAUAAAAGCACUAGAUUCUCUUUUUUUAAAUUUGGCUCAUUAAAAGGGAAAAGGUCACUUAUGAUUUCAUCUUCCAAACAGCCAUAGUCAAUAUUUUGGGGUACUUUCUUCCAGUUUUCUUUCUUACGAUAGAUUUUUCCACACAUCUAUAAUCAUACUAACAUAUGCACACACUUGUGUAAUUUUUCUUUCAUUUAUGUCAUCUAAGCAUUUUUAAUUCUAAUAAAAACAUAAGAUUGUAUUGUAGCCAUCACUUUUUUUUUUUUUUUUUUUUUGAGACAGAGUCUCGCUGUGUCACCCAGGCUGGAGUGCAGUCUAUCUGGGCUCACUGCAACCUCCACCUCCUGGGUUCAAGCGAUUCUCCUGCCUCAGCCUCCCAAGUAGCUGGGACUACAGGUGUGUGCCACCACACCAGGCUAAUUUUUUUUUUUUUUUUAGUAGAGACAGGGUUUCACCGUGUUAGCCAGGAUGAUCUCAAUCUCUUGACCUUGUGAUCCACCAGCUUCAGCCUCCCAAAGUGCUGGGAUUACAGGUGUGAGCCACUGCACCCAGCCUGUAGCCAUCAUUUUACUGGUUGCAUAAUGUACCAUAAGGUACAUUGAUCUGUUAUUGGACAUUUAGGUUAUAAGAAUAAUUAUUCUCAUAUAUUUAAAAAACAAGGUAGAGAACUUCCAGAAUGAUGUAUAUUUCCAUAUUCCUCCUCCUAAAAACCCUGGAAAUUACAUAUCAAAUAAAUAUAAGAGGACUCUGAAAGGUAGAAGAAGAAGCCAAACCACCUAAAGAUGUUGAGACUCCAGGAGUGACACUGUGGUGAGCUCCCUGGAUUAGCUUUUUAUCUCAUAUAUUCCAGACGGGGAGCUGGAGAAACCAACUACCAGAAACACCAACAGGUGCAGACAAAACAAACAAACAAACAAACAAACAGAAAGAGCUUGCUCUGCUUAAAGAACCAGAAAAGAGGCAGCCUAGAAAGGCGGAAAACCUUUAGACACUAACCACUCAACUCAGCCAAACACCACAGAAAAUAUCAUUUCACCCACCCAUAUCCACACAAGGAAAGGCCAGGUGGGGAGUCCAGACUUCUAUCCUUCCCAGGCUGUAAUAAGGCACUCAAACUUCACCACUGGGGUGAAAUCAGGGAAGGCUAAGUGAGAGAUCCAGGACUUUCAUUCCUACUAUGAGACAUGGAAGCACUCCCUGCCCCACCAUCAUGGUGUCAGUGGAGACCACACGGGAAGCCUGGACUUAACUCUACAGGCUGCAGUGAGGCUCUUCUUUUCUCCUCUUAGUGUCACAAGAGUCCUACUGGACAGUCAGAACUCUUUCCCUCCUCCAGCAGUACCAAGGCCACCCCCAUGCAGUGUCAGUGGAAGCUGCAUGGGAGCAAUAACAAGAUAUUCCUGCCCCUCCUGGCCAGGGUGGUAUCAGCAGAGGCCACGUAAGGAGUCUAAAAUCCUCCCUCCCAGCAGUGAUAAGGGGGGCCCUCCCCUUGGGUGUCAAUAGGGGCAAAGUGGAGAGAACCUGUAUUUCUACUCCCACCUGGUAGGAAUGAAGCAGUGUCCCCCUUCCCCUACCAAAACAGUGUCAGAGGAGAUCUGCUAGAACAUAAGAUUAAAUAGUAUCCUGAAUCUCAUAACAUAAUGCCCCAAUGCCCAGGUUUCAAUCAACAAUUCCUCUUUAUACCAAGGAUCAUAAAAUCUCAACUUACAUGAAAAAAGAUGAUCAACAAAUUCAAACAUCAAGAGGAAAAAGAUGUUAGAAUUAACUGACAAGGGUUUUUAACUUUUUAUUUGUUAUUUUUCUGGGUACAUAGAUGUAUAUAUUUAUGGGGUACAUGAGAUGAUUUGACACAGGCAUGCAAUGUGUAAUAAUCACAUGGAGAAUGGGGUGUCCAUCCCCUCAAGCAUGUAUCUUUGGUGUUACAAACAUCCAGUUACACUAUUUUACUUAUUGACAAUGAUUUUUAAACAGUCAUCAUAAAAAUGCUUCAGUAAGCAAUGCUUCAAUAAACUCUUACAACAAAUGCAAAAAUAGAGAAGACUCAAUGAAGAAGAAGAUGGAAGGACUCCAGUGGAAAUUUCAGAACGGAAACAUACCGUAGAACCAAAAUAGAAACCUCAAUGGAGAUGGGCUUAACAGCAGAAUGCAGGCCAGAGAGGAAAACAUCAGGGAAUUUGAUGAUACAAUAAUAGACAUCAUCCGACCUGAAAAACAGAAAAAAAAAUAGUGUUAAAAAGAUAGAGUCUCAGGGAAUUUUAGGGCUAUAUCAAAUGAUCUAACAUUCAUGUCAGCGGAGUUCUGUAAGGGAGGAUAAAAAGUGAAGCCAAAAACAUUUGAAGGAAUAAACACUGAAAAUUUACAAAUAUGGCAAAAGACAAAAACCUACAGAUUCCAGAAACCAAGCAAACCCCAAAAAUGAUAAACCCUAAGAAAUCUACACCAGGAAAUAUCAUAUUCAAACUUUUGAAAGCUAAAGACAAAAAAAUUAUGAAAGCAGUGAGAGAGAAAUGACACCUUACCAAUAGAAGAAAACAAUUUAAUUGAUGGCAGGUAUGUCACCAUAAACCAUGGAAGCCAAUAUGAAGUAGUACAAUAGUUUUCAAAUGCUAAAAGAAAAAAAAAAAAACUGUCGGCCAGGCGUGGUGACUCACACCUGUAAUCCCAGCACUUUGGGAGGCCAAGGAGGACGGAUUACAAGGUCAAGAGAUCGAGACCAUCCUGGCCAACAUGGUGAAACCCCAUCUCUACUAAAAAUACAAAAAUUAGCUGGGCACGGUGGCGGGCACCUGUAAUCCCAGCUACUCGGGAGACUGAGGCAGGAGAAUUGCUUGAACCUGGGAGGCGGAGGUUGCAGUGAGCAAAGAUCGUGCCACUGCACUCCAGCCUGGGUGACAGAGCAAGACAAAAAAGAAAAAGGAAGGAAGGAAGGGAGGGAGAGAGGGAGGGAGGGAAGGAAAGGAAAGAGAAAGAGAGAGAGAGAAAGAAAGAAAGAAAGAAAGAAAGAAAGAAAGAAAGAAAGAAAGAAAGGAAAAGAGAAGAGAAGGAAGGAAAGAAGGAAAAAGAAAAGAGAAAAGAAAAGAAGAAAAGAAAGGAGGGAGGGAUGGAAUGAAGGAAGGAGGGAGGGAGAGAGGAAGGGAAGGAAGGAAGGAAAAGAAGAAGGAAAGGAAGGAAGGAAUGAAGGAAGGGAGGGAGGGAAGGAAGGAAGGAAAAGAAGAAGGAAAGGAAGGAAGGAAGAAAGAAAGAAAGAAAGAGAGAGAGAGAGAAAGAAACUGUCAACCCAGAUUUAUAUACCCUUUGAAAAUGUUCAGAAAACCAAAGAGAAAUCAAGACAUUCUCAGAUGAAGGAAACUUAAAAGAUGUGGCCAGCAAACCAACCUAAAACAAUGACUAAAGAAAAUUCCCUAAACACAAACGAAACUAUAAAAUAAGGAAACUUGGAAGAUCAGACAGGAAAAAAUAUAAUAAAAAAUUAAUAUACGAUUAAUUUAAAUAAAUUUCUUUCUCUUCCUGAGUUUUCUAAAUUAUGUUUCAUGGUUGAGGCAAGAAGUAUAACACUGUCUGAUGUGGUUCUCAAUAUAUGUGUAGAAAAUAUUUAAGACAAUUAUAUUAAAAUGGAGGCGAGUAAAGGAAUAUAAACAAAGGUGAGUUUUCCACACUUCACUUAAACUGAUAAAACGUUAACCCUGGUAGACUAUGGUAAGCUAUGCAUACAGCAUGAAAUACCCAGAGCAACUAUUUAAAAAGCUAUGCCAAUAGGUAUACUAAAAAACACUAUAGAUAAAUCAAAAUGGAACUCUAAAGCAUAUUCAAGUAACCCACAGAAAGGCAGGAAAAAGAAUACAGAGAAACAAACAAAAAACAGAAUGAACAAACAGAAUACAAUAAAUACAAUACAGGCUAAAUAUAGAAAAUUACAGCAAAUGGAAAGAGUCUAAAGACAUAGAAAAAAGACAGAUCUUGGCAGAGUGGAUAAAAAAGCAUGAUCCAACUGUACGAUACAUUCUGCAAAAAGCUAAAUAUAACAAUAUAGGUAGGUUGAAAGUAAAAGGAUUGAAGAGAUGCACAAUUGUUCAUAGCAGCUUUGUUUGUAAUAGCCAAAAACUAGAGAUCACAGAAAUGUCCUAAAGAUCUCAAGGCCAUCAUGCCGAGUGAAAAAGGGCAAUUCAAAGGGCCAUAUAUUUGAUAAUUCUAUGUAUAUAACGUUCUUGAAAUGACACAAUUAUAAGAAUGGAGAACAAAUUAGGCAUAGGACAAAGGAAAGCUCUGUGGUGAUUGAAUAGUUCCAUAUUUUGAUUGCACCACCCAUGUGAAGAAAACAUAUAUGUGGCCGGGUGCGGUGGCACACACCUCUAACCCCAGCACUUUGGGAGGCUGAGGCAGGCAGAUCACGAGGUCAGGAGUUUGAGACCAGCCUGGCCAACAUGGUGAAACCCCGUCUCUACUAAAAAUACAAAAAUUAACCAGGCAUAGUGGUGCACGCAUGUAAUCCCAGCUACUUGGGAGGCUGAGGCAGGAGAAUUGCUUG